Carassius auratus (goldfish) is the source of this 2452-nucleotide messenger RNA. RefSeq names its product adenylate kinase 8. Gene Ontology annotation, molecular function: AMP kinase activity; ATP binding. The record is from RefSeq and is a predicted model, not a curated record. Gene Ontology annotation, biological process: nucleobase-containing compound metabolic process. Bases 178 to 1638 code for a protein of 486 amino acids. NCBI's taxonomy places the organism in Eukaryota, Metazoa, Chordata, Actinopteri, Cypriniformes, Cyprinidae. The transcript has 14 exons.
GGUGGUGAUGAUUGGCUCAUAGAUACGUAUACGCAUUGGCUGAGCUAGUUACCAAUGGCAACAAACAGUAACAAACGCAUGCGCACAGCAAACCAGCAGCAACAACAACGACGUUUCAAGCCAAGAUUUCCAAGUCUUCAGUGAGCUCCGUGUCGAGUGGUGUUCGUUGCUGCAGUGAUGGAUGCGACUGUGAGGCCCCUCAGAAUCCCUCCUCAGAUGGCCAUUUAUGCAGAGAAACAUGACAUAUUUCACCUGGUCCAGACACUAGUGAGAAAUGUGAUGGUGGACAAACCAGAGGACCCCAUUCAAUACCUGAUUAACUUCCUAAAAAGGGACCGUUUUGAUGUGCCAAGAAUCAUAUUCCUGGGUCCUCCAGCGUCCGGGAAAACAACCAUAGCUAAGAAGUUGUGUGAGCACACACAGGCUAGUCACGUAACUUUUAGUGAUAUCUUAAAGGAUGACAGUGACCUAAGCAGAGCUGCGCGGCAGUACAAAGACAAAAAGCAGAAGAUUCCCAAAGACCUCUGGAGCCAGCUGAUUCAGCAACGCCUAUCAAAACCAGACUGUAUUCGACGGGGCUGGGUUUUGGAAGCCAUUCCCAAGACUCAAGAAGAGGCACUAUAUCUACAAGAAGCAGGCAUCACUCCAGAUCAUGUUGUGAUGCUGGAAGCUCCUGAUGUCGUCCUGAUUGAAAGGAGCUCUGGCCAGAGGAUAGACCCUGUCACAGGAGAUGUAUAUCACAUCACCUUCAUGUGGCCUGAAAGUGAAGAGGUUGCACAGCGUUUAGAAACACCCAGUACACUGAUGCCAGCUGAUCUUAUCGCCAAAAAGCUGCAGAAGUUCCACACGGAAGCUCAUGCUCUGAAGCGCACAUACCACAGCUGCCUGAAGGCCAUCAAUGCUGACCAGCCCUAUGUAGACGUCUUCUCACAGGUGCUGAACUACGUCCAUACUCCACGUCACUCUGCCUCACCCUACAUUCCCAGAAUCCUGCUGUUUGGACCCCCAGGUUCCGGAAAGAGUCUUCAGGCAAAACUAAUUGCUCAAAAAUAUGGCAUUGUCAACAUUUGUUGUGGAGAGCUUCUGAAGGCUGUGUCAGCUGAUGAGAGCCAUAUGGGGGAGCUAAUUAAACCCUACCUGGAGUCAGAACAGCAAGUGCCAUCCAGUAUAGUUCUGCGGAUCCUUACUGAGAGACUGAGCAGGAUGGACUGUACCACUCAAGGCUGGGUGCUCCAUGGCUUUCCUCAAGAUGUGGAGCAGGCAGAAGAACUCAAAGAGUCUAAUUUCAUACCAAACAGGGUCUUUUUCCUGGAGAUAACUGAUGACAUUGCUAUUGAGAGGGUAACACUUAGGGGUGUGGAUCCUGUGACUGGAGAAUGGUAUCACAGCAUAUAUAAACCUGUCCCUGGUCCAGAAGUUCAGGCCCGGCUUCGAUUUAACCCACAGCAUUCAGAGGCACAACUGCUAAAGAGGCUUAAGGAGUACUGGAACCAUACAGUGGACCUGCAGGCCUUCUACCCACAGGCAGUAUACAUCAAUGCUGACCAGGACCCACACACUGUGUUUGAGUCACUGGAGAGUAGGCUUGUGGGUCGACUACCCAAAGUCCUGUCUAACUGUGAAACAUUUGAGAGCUAAACACUGUUAUAGAAGAUACUCCACCCAUAAACAUUUUCUCUCAACAUUUAGUCACCCUCAUGCCAUCCCAGGUAUAUGACUCUCUUUGUUCUGUGGAAGAGAAGCUGAGAUUUUAAGAAAAAUAAUAAUCUCUGUGAAUCUAUAUAAUGCAAGUGAAUGGGGCCACUCAAAGCUGGCACUUCAAAAACCACACAAAAUUAACAUUUUAGUUAUCAGUAUGACGCCUGUGGAUGUCUUCUGAAGUGAAAUGAUGUUUUUACACUAUAAACCAUCGCUUCUAUAGACAACUGUCAAAUGCAGGUUCAUGAGUUUACUCUUGAUGUAAACUUCAGCAUGACAUAAGCCCAUUGUGAAACUCAUGCAAGAAGUGUUGCAGUAGAGGAACACGAUUACAUCACACUUCAUGUGCUUAUGUUUAAAUGAAGUAUUAGAAAUGUUUUAUAGUUUAAUGCUUAUAUUAAAGUUUAAAAUAUUAAUAUUUUUCUUACACACCUAUGGUUUAGCUUCAGAAGACAUUGAUUCAUCUGCUGGUGUUGUGUUUGUUUCGUGUGAUUUGCAUCAGCUUUGAUGGUGCCGUCCACUCACAUUAUAUGAACUUACAGAGAUGGACUGGACUUUUUUUUCUAGCAAUUACCAUUUGUGUUCCACAAAAGAAAGAAUAUCAUAAACAUUUGGAAUGGCAUGAAAAAAAAAUUGUUCCAUUCGAGUUUUGGGGGAGUCAAUUUAGUUCAAAUUUUAGAUUUCCCCAUUGUGUUUUAAUUUUCAUUUCAUCUUGUACAUUUCAUAAGUCUGAUAGGCAGCUUAAUAAAUUGCU